Messenger RNA from Sporothrix schenckii 1099-18, 1419 nucleotides. RefSeq lists its product as uncharacterized. The transcript has a single exon. Bases 1 to 1419 code for a protein of 472 amino acids. The record is from RefSeq and is a predicted model, not a curated record. Lineage: Eukaryota; Fungi; Ascomycota; Sordariomycetes; Ophiostomatales; Ophiostomataceae.
AUGACCAUUCCCGACGCUCGCCCUCGUCCUCGCUGGCGACGCAUCAUGGCGGCCAUUGUCGCCGCCUGCUGCGUCGCCUACCUUUUCUUGUUUGUCCAGUUGCAUGCGAGAGCGGGCCAAGCGUUUCCUUCUCCGUCAUCCUCGUCAUCCUCGACGACAGCUUCGCUCUCCAACAACCUCCACCUCACCGAAAAGGAAUGCCGCGCCGCGUUCCCAGGCCUCAUGGACCCCAUCGACAAACAGGUCCGCCGCGGUCCGUUUCCGCUGCACCCGGCCUCCGAUCUCGGCCCGCUGCAGGCGCGUGUUCGCAACGGCCGACUCCGCAUCCUGUCUGCCGAGAAACACAGCAUGCUGCCGCCCGAACUGCUCGACGCACGCGUGGCAACGCUGCACCAGAUUGAGCGGGCGCUCCUGACAGCGCCAUCCUCGCCUGGCGGUGCAAACGCACUCGACACCGUCUUUUCCGUCAACGUCCAAGACCAGCCGUACGGCUCCGCCUGGACGUACUCGCUGCCGGCCUACGCGGCCCCUACGGCCGGCAACGCCCCCAUCGGGCGCGCCUUUCUCAUGCCGCACUUUUCGUUUUGGGCGUGGCGGCCGCGCAUGGUGGGGUCGUUUGCGCGGGCGGCGGCGGCCAUUGACGCGAUCGAGGCGCGUCUGCCCUUUGCCCGAAAACAGGCGCAGGCCGUCUGGCGCGGCACCGCGCGGUUUGCGAGCGCGCACCACCCGGCGCUGCGGACCGACCUGCUCAAGGCGACACGCGGCCAGCCCUGGGCGGACGUGCAGGAACUGGCGUGGCUGCCGGAGGUGGUGGACAGCGACAAGGACAAUGCCACGAGGGCCGUGAACGCGCUGGCGAUGCAGGACGCCAGCAACGGCCUGAUGAUUGAAGACUUUUGCCGGUACAAGUACGUGGUGCACACCGAGGGCAUCACGUACAGCGGGCGGUUCCAGUUCCACCAGCUGUGUGGCAGCGUGGUGCUGACGGCGCCGCUGGCGUGGAUGCAGCACACGACGCACCUGGUGCGGCCGCUGUAUGCGUCGGAUGUUUUGGGGGGAGGCGGCGGCGACGCCAACGACGACCGCCGCGGCGCGACGACCACCCCCGACGAAGAAAAGGCGUGGCCGCACGCGCCCCCCGACGCGGCCAACAUUGUGUUUGUGGCCCCCGACUGGUCGAAUCUGGGCGCCAUGGUGCAGUGGCUGGAAGACCACCCCGCCGUGGCCGAGGGCAUUGCGCGGCGGCAGCGCAGUCUGUUUGCCAGCGGCCCGCACGGCCGCGGCUACCUCAGCCCGGCCGCGGAGGUCUGCUACUGGCGGGCGCUUCUCGCCGGCUGGCGCCAGGUGGUGCAGUACAACGACACAGAGGUGGGCGAGGGUGUGCCCUGGGAGCUGUUUUCGCUGGAGCCAAGGUGGUAG